AUGGCACUUCAAGACUUCUUGGUUUCUGUUGCUGAAACAAAGGUUCUUCAAGGCUUUUUGUACGCAGCCCUUUUUGUAGGGAUCUACAAAAUCACCAACUUGGCCUUAUCCUUCGGCGCCAUGUUGGUGGACUUGUUUUUGCUCCCACCUGCGAACUUCGCCAAAUACGGUGCCAAAAAAGGAAAAUGGGCUGUCAUCACGGGUGCUUCUGAUGGAAUUGGUAAGGAGUAUGCUCUUCAGCUUGCAGCCAAGGGCCUCAAUGUAGUGCUUGUUUCAAGAACCGCUAGCAAGUUGGAAACUCUUGCCGAUGAAAUCGUUGCAAAGUACGGUGUCGAGGCUAAAUACGUGGCCUUCGAUGCUUCCACCGAUGCACCUGAAAAUUACACUCUCCUUCGUGAUACUGUGGCAGAAUUGCCCGUGACAGUGUUGAUCAACAAUGUGGGACAGUCGCACUCCAUCCCUGUUCCAUUCUUGGAAACUGAGGAGAAGGAAUUGGUUGAUAUCAUCACUUUGAACAACACUGUCACUUUGAAGAUUACCCAGAUCGUUGCUCCUAUCAUUACCAAAACCGUGGCAGACAAAUCGUCCAAGGGUCUCAUCCUUACCAUGGGGUCGUUCGGUGGCUUGUUACCAACUCCGUACUUGGCCACCUACUCUGGGUCCAAGGCAUUUUUGCAGCAGUGGUCUGCUGCUUUGGCUGGUGAGUUGAAGCCACAGGGUGUUGACGUUGAGCUCAUUGUUUCGUACUUGGUCACCUCUGCCAUGUCCAAGAUCAGAAGAUCCAGUGCAACCAUUCCUAACCCCAAGACGUUCGUCAAGUCUGCAUUGGCUGGGGUUGGUCGUCGUAACGGUGCUCAGGAGAGAUUUGCUACUUCUACACCAUACUGGGCACAUGCCUUCAUGCACUUUGGUAUUGAGAACACCGUAGGUGUCUACUCUGCACUUGCUAACAAGUUGAACCUUGGCAUGCACAAGAGCAUUCGUGCCAGAGCGUUGAAGAAGGCUGCUAGAAACAAGACUGACUAA
This is a messenger RNA of Candidozyma auris, 1026 nucleotides long. RefSeq names its product ketoreductase. Gene Ontology annotation, biological process: fatty acid elongation. Gene Ontology annotation, cellular component: endoplasmic reticulum. The coding region runs from base 1 to 1026 and encodes 341 amino acids. Gene Ontology annotation, molecular function: ketoreductase activity. The record is from RefSeq and is a predicted model, not a curated record. NCBI's taxonomy places the organism in Eukaryota, Fungi, Ascomycota, Pichiomycetes, Serinales, Metschnikowiaceae. The transcript has a single exon.